Molecule: messenger RNA, 3952 nt
Organism: Blepharisma stoltei
Lineage: Eukaryota; Ciliophora; Heterotrichea; Heterotrichida; Blepharismidae
Source: the annotation of a GenBank genome assembly
AUGCAGCAAAAGUUCGAGACUCAAAGUACACGCGUGAAAGGUCUUGCAUUUCAUCCCACUCGCCAUUGGAUCCUCGCGUCUCUUCACAACGGCUGCAUCCAGCUUUGGGAUUACUUUAUGGAAGCUCUCCUCGAUAAAUACGAAGAACACGACGGUCCUGUGCGAGGAAUUGCAUUUCAUCCUACUCAGCCUCUCUUCGCUUCAGGUGGUGACGACUAUAAAGUCAAGCUUUGGAAUUUCAAACAAAAAAAGGGUCCAGCGUAAAAAUCUCCUAUAGAAAAUUUUUAUUAAAUUUUUUUUAUAGAAAAACAAAAUAUGCUUGCAUUUUUUUAUAUAUGCACCCUCAAUAAAAGUGCAUCGUUACCUUGGAUGGCCACCUUGACUACAUUCGUACUGUCUGUUUCCAUCAUGAACUGCCUUGGCUUAUGAGUUGUUCAGAUGACCAGACAAUCCGUAUAUGGAAUUGGCAGUCUCGAAGCUGUCUUGCUAUUUUGACAGGGCAUAACCACUAUAUCAUGUGUGCUCAGUUUCAUCCUAAGGAAGAUAUGAUCGUCUCCUCAAGCUUGGACCAGACUAUAAGGGUUUGGGACUUUAAAAAUCUCAGGCAGAAAUUUUAUUCAGCAGGAGGCAGAAGCUCAGAAAUCAUUAUGGGCACUGACGUGGUCGUGAAAUUUGUGCUGGAAGGCCAUGACAGAGGGGUGAACUGGGCAAUUUUCCACCCUAAUUCACCUUAUAUAGUAAGUGCUGCUGACGAUAGAACAGUGAGGCUGUGGAGGUAUACAGAGUCCAAGUCUUGGGAAGUCGAAACCAUGAGAGGCCACAGCAAUAAUGUCUCCUGUGCCCUUUUCCAUCCAAAUUUAGAAGUUAUUAUUAGUGACAGUGAAGAUAAGUCAUUGAGGAUCUGGGAUAUGAACCGAAGAAGCACAAUCCAUACUUAUAAAAGAGAAAAUGACAGGUUUUGGGUGUUAGCGAUACACCCUACUAACAAUUUGGUAGCAGCCGGCUUUGAUUCAGGAUUUUUGAUAUAGAAGUUUCCUAUGUUUUGGCGCUGUAAGGCCGAUAAAUUCUGAUCGGAAUUUAUCGGUAGGUUGCACCAAAUCAAUGCCUUGGUCGGACCAAAAAGCGAUUUGGUCCGACGAACUUGGAAAGCUCCUGGGGAAAAUGUCUGCGCUUUUAGCGCUAUAUAGAGGAAACCUCUAUAUUUAAAUGUGAAAAAGAAAGAGUCCCAGCAGUAAAAACCAGAGGAAAUAUUUAUAUUGUGGCCAAAAAGACACUAAGAAAAGUUGACGAGCAAGGCAGAGAGACUGUUUUAGCUACAUUAAAGCCUCCAUCUAAGCGAGAAGUAUACAAAAACAACCCUUCCCACAUCUUUGUGAACCAAAUUUCAAGCGGCGACUAUCACGUCCUACUUCAAUACCAGCAAGAAGGCGGCGUUUAUUUUCUGUUUUCCUUUAAUAAAGAUUUUUCAGGCGACAAAUCAGCAGUCAAUAUAACAGGAGCCUCUACAAGCUCAUGCUUUAUAGGAAAAGAUAGGUUCGUGAUUUUGACUAAACAAAAAGAAGUCCAAGUUAUGGAUUUCAGCAACGCCGUCAAAAAGAAGCUGACCUUUGGCUUUACUCCUUCAGCUAUUUAUCCAGCUGGAAUUAAUAGGAUUUUAAUAAAACACGACGACAGCUUGUCACUUUUUGACAUUUCAGCAAAAGAAAUCAUUAAGACUGUCGCUUUGUCAGCUACUAUAAAGCAAGUUAUAUGGACUCUUACUAAUGAGUACGCCGCAAUUCUUUCAAGUGAAAAUAUCACUUUGAUUUCUAAGAACCUUGAUGUGUUGUGCACAAGCCCUAGGGAAAGAAUUAAUAUAAAAUCAGGGGUUUGGGAUCCAUGUGGUGUUUUUGUGUAUUCUACAGCUACCCAUUUGAGAUAUAUAAUUGUGAAUGGUGAUAAUGGGACAGUCAGGUCUCUUGAUAAGCCUAUUUAUUUAGUAAGUAUUGAUGAUAAAGAAGCUGUAGGCGUAGACAGAGAAGGCGACAUAGUAAAACUCCCUACCUCAAAUUUAGAAUAUAGGUUUAAGCUUGCUUUACACUGUAAAAGAUAUAAUGAAGUCAAACUUAUAUUAGAAAGUGGAGGAUUAAUAGGAAACGGCGUCGUAAAAUACCUUCAAGACCGCGGGUUUUCAGAAAUCGCACUAUAUUUCGUUGAGGAUGAAAAAACCAGAUUUAAUUUAGCAAUCCAAGCUGGGAUUAUUGAAAUUGCUUUACAAAGCGCUUAUAAGCUUAAUGAUAAAGAAUGCUGGCUUAAGCUUGGAAGUGAAGCUUUAAGACAAGGAAACAGCCAAAUUGUUGAAAUGGCCUAUCAGAAAACUAGAAAUCUAGACCGCUUAUCAGUGCUUUAUAUGAUCACAGGAAACCUUAAUAAACUCUCAAAAAUGCAGCAAAUCGCAGAAACUCGUGGCGAUAAGCUUAGACUUUUCCACAACACCUUGCUCAGAGGAGACAUCGAAAAACGUGUAGAAAUGCUUGCAGAAGCUGGCCAAGUCCCAUUAGCUUAUAUUACAGCCCGUAUCCAUGGUAUCCAACACAUGCUAAAUGGUCCUUUGGAGCAGUCAUUAGGCGAGCAAGGCGUCCAAAAGCUUGAAGACUACAUCUCAAAGCUUCCUCAGCCUAAAGCAUUAUACCCACCAGUCCCUAUUUUUACAUCAAAACAAGGCGGUGACGAAAAUUGGCCACUUCACCAUGUGAUUACUAGUGAAUUUGAGCUGCUUAAAAACCAAGUCGACCCUGCCAAUCCAUAUGCAGUCAAUGCAGCUGAGUCCCAUAGACAAGAAGAGCACAAUUUCACUGAUGUAGGAAAUGUAGAAAGCAGCGGAUGGGGCGGUCCAGACCUAGAUUUUGAGAUUGCAGAGCCAUCUGCAGCGCCUGCAUGGGGAAAUGAUGACUUUGACGUCCCUGAUAUUAAAGAAGAGGAAGGGAAAUCUGAGGUCAACACUUUAACGUCUGGCAUUUCAUUGCAGCAGAAGUGGGCAAGAACUUGUCAAGUCCCUGGAGAACUUGUUGCGGCAGGAGCUUUCCAAGCAGCCAUGCAGCUUCUUACCAGAACAGCUGGAGUCGUAAACUUCGCCCCAUUGAAAAACCACAUAUUAAACGUAUACAUGGGGGGCAGUGUUUCUUUACCUUUAUUGCCACACUUAAAACCUAUUACAGACGCAUAUAUAACUCGUAUUAAAACCCCAGCCCAAGCAAGGCCUCACGUUACUAUUACUUUAUCCCAACUCUCAGUACAGAUUAAAAACGCUUAUAAAUUGACAACCCAAGGUAAGUUUGCUGACGCUUUGGCUAUUUUUGUGAAUAUUUUGCAGUCUAUACUGUUUUUAAGUGUUUUUAGUGAAAAUGAAGUGGCUGAGGUGAAGGAUUUGAUAAAAAUCUGUGUAGAAUAUAUAGCGUGCAUGAGACUUGAACUGACUAGACAAGCUGAAGCUAAUAAAGGAAAUAUUGCAAGAGCUCUAGAACUGGGGUAUUAUAUGACUUUGUGUAAACUUCAGCCUCCUCAUCAAAGCUUGACGUUGAGAAGUAUAAUUGCGACAGCUUAUAAGUAUAAAAAUUAUAUCACGUGUACUAGUCUGUGCAAGAGAUUUUUGGAGCUUGCAAAUCAACACCCACAGGUGGUACAAGGAGAUGCUAAACAGGUUAUUGAUAAACAUAAGAAAUUAUUGGUGUACUGCCAACAGGUAUUUACUAAUGAUUUAUCGCUAGGUGUGGAGCUGCCUGAAAAUAGCCCAGAUAUUGCGUCAAUGCUAUGUCAGAGAACGUUUACCCAAGUGAGCCCUGCAGUGCCGACAGCAAGAUGCCCAUUCUGUGGAAGUCUUUAUCAUAAAGAAUACAAAGGAACGAACUGCGACACUUGUUUGGUUUCACAAAUUGGAUUGGAAGCUUUAGGAUUAAAGGUAUUUCAGAAUUAA